This is a messenger RNA of Protobothrops mucrosquamatus (brown spotted pit viper), 3614 nucleotides long. It is a transcript of the gene AP3B2, whose product is annotated as adaptor related protein complex 3 subunit beta 2. The coding region runs from base 1 to 3309 and encodes 1102 amino acids. Lineage: Eukaryota; Metazoa; Chordata; Lepidosauria; Squamata; Viperidae. The transcript is spliced from 28 exons. The record is from RefSeq and is a predicted model, not a curated record. Gene Ontology annotation, cellular component: AP-3 adaptor complex; membrane coat. Gene Ontology annotation, biological process: intracellular protein transport; vesicle-mediated transport; anterograde synaptic vesicle transport.
AUGUCCGCCGGCCAAGCCUACAACGAGGAGAAGGGCGGCUCUUCCAGCCUGGGGGAGCCGGAGUACGGGCACGAUCCGGCCAGCGGGGGGAUCUUCUCCUCGGAUUACAAAAGACAUGAUGAUCUGAAGGAGAUGCUGGACAGCAACAAGGAUUCCUUGAAGCUGGAAGCUAUGAAGAGGAUUGUGGCAAUGAUUGCUCGUGGCAAGAACGCAUCAGACCUCUUUCCAGCCGUGGUCAAAAACGUGGCCUGCAAGAAUAUAGAGGUGAAGAAGCUGGUUUAUGUCUACCUUGUCCGGUAUGCAGAAGAACAGCAAGAUUUAGCAUUAUUAUCCAUCUCUACUUUCCAGCGAGGACUCAAGGAUCCCAAUCAGCUGAUUCGAGCCAGCGCCCUCCGGGUCCUCUCCAGCAUCCGUGUCCCCAUCAUUGUCCCCAUCAUGAUGCUGGCCAUCAAGGAGGCAGCAUCGGACAUGUCUCCGUAUGUGCGCAAAACUGCAGCUCAUGCCAUUCCCAAGCUGUACAGCCUUGAUUCAGACCAGAAAGACCAGUUAAUUGAGGUCAUUGAGAAGCUGUUGGCUGAUAAGACCACGUUGGUGGCUGGCAGCGUGGUGAUGGCAUUUGAGGAAGUCUGCCCUGAGCGCAUUGACCUUAUUCACAAGAACUACCGCAAGUUGUGCAACCUGCUGAUCGAUGUGGAGGAAUGGGGCCAGGUGGUGAUCAUUAACAUGCUGACUCGCUAUGCCCGCACGCAGUUCCUCAGCCCCAACCUGAACGAAUCUCUCCUGGAGGAGAGCGCUGAGAAAACCUUCUAUGGAUCCGAAGACGAGGAUGCCAAAGAUGACAAGGCCAAGUCCACACCCUUGGCAAAGCGCAAGCCUUACGUGAUGGAUCCCGACCACCGCUUACUCCUACGCAACACCAAACCGCUCUUGCAAAGCCGCAAUGCUGCGGUGGUGAUGUCAGUUGCUCAGCUCUACUUCCAUCUUGCUCCCAAGGCUGAGGUUGGGGUCAUUGCUAAGGCCCUGGUGCGUCUGCUGAGGAACCACAGUGAGGUUCAAUAUGUGGUUCUUCAGAACGUGGCCACCAUGUCCAUCAAGCGAAGGGGAAUGUUUGAGCCCUACCUCAAAAGUUUCUACAUCCGAUCGACUGAUCCCACCCAGAUUAAGAUCCUCAAGCUGGAAGUUUUGACCAACUUGGCUAACGAAACCAACAUUUCUACCAUUUUACGGGAAUUUCAGACUUACAUCCGGAGCAUGGAUAAAGACUUUGUGGCUGCCACAAUCCAGGCCAUCGGCCGUUGCGCCACCAACAUCGGCCGAGUGCGGGACACAUGUCUCAACGGACUAGUUCAGCUGCUGUCCAACCGAGAUGAGCUGGUCGUGGCUGAGUCGGUGGUGGUCAUUAAAAAGCUUCUACAGAUGCAGCCAUCUCAACACAGCGAGAUCAUCAAGCAUAUGGCUAAGCUGACAGAUAACAUCCAGGUUCCCAUGGCCCGGGCUAGCAUCUUAUGGCUGAUUGGUGAAUACUGUGAACAUGUGCCCAAGAUUGCCCCAGAUGUUCUGCGCAAGAUGGCCAAGUCCUUCACCAGCGAGGAGGACAUCGUGAAGCUGCAGGUGAUCAAUCUGGCAGCCAAACUUUAUCUGACAAACUCUAAGCAGAGUAAGCUGCUGACUCAGUAUGUGCUGAACUUGGCCAAGUACGAUCAGAAUUAUGACAUUCGGGACCGUGCCCGUUUCAUCCGCCAGCUCAUUGUACCCACUGAGAAGAGUGGUGCCCUCAGCAAGUAUGCCAAGAAGCUUUUCCUGGCACAAAAGCCUGCUCCCAUUUUGGAGUCCUCUUUCAAAGAUCGUGACCACUUCCAACUGGGCUCCCUUUCACACCUCUUGAACGCAAAAGCGGUGGGCUACCAGGAGCUUCCCGAUUGGCCAAAUGAAGCUCCAGAUCCGUCUGUGCGCAACGUGGAGGAAGACUCCAUUGAUCGUAGAGGAAGCCACAUUGGGCUACUGGGUGGACCCAAAGAGGUCCCGGAAUGGACCAAGUGCAGCAGUCGUGAGAAGAGGAAGGAGAAGGUGGAGAAGCCUUUCUAUUCGGAUUCAGAGGGGGAAUCUGGAGCCACGGAAUCUGCUGACAGUGAGCCUGAGACCAUGAGUGGAUCUGAAAGUGGAACGGAGAGUGGAUCGGGGUCUGGCAGUGAAGAAGAGGAUGAGGAAGAGAGCGAAGACCAGUCGGAAGAGGAAGAGGAGGAGGAAGAGGAGGAGAAGAAGAAGAAGAAAAAGAAGAAGAAAGCUCCCCGGAAAGAAAAGGAGGAUUCGACCUCCUCAUCCGAAGAGGACAACUUGUCUGAAAGUAGCUCAACCGAAUCGGAAUCCGAGUCCGAACUGGAGGAAUCUCAUCCCGAGGAGUCAAAGAAGAAAAAGCUGCUUUCCAGCAGAAAACCCCCUCCUAAAGGACCCCAAAAAAGAUUAAAGGAGAUUUCUCUGCUUGACCUGGAUGACUUCACACCCCUAUCUUUGCAGCCGGUCACCACCAGCCCAGUUCUCUCCACUAGCCUCGUGACCGAUCUUGAAGGGCUCACCUUGACUGACUCUUCUCUAACUGCAGCUAUGAUCAGCCCCGUCUUUGGGGCAGUGAAGAAAUAUGAGCUGCUGCAUCGCAUGACUGGGGAAGGACUCUCGGUUGAAUACUAUUUCAGCCGGCAACCUUUUGCUCCUGAUCCCUGCAUGGUAGCUGUGCAGAUCCAGAUCUCCAAUAACAUGGCAGCUGAAGUGAAAAAUAUCCGUGUGGCUGAGCCCAAGCUUCUCUCAGGCAUGCGCAUCCAGGAGUUCAAGGAGAUUGAGUCUCUGGCCCCCGGCGAAACGGUCAGUGUGGUGAUGGGCAUAGACUUCUGUGACUCUACCCAGGUGGCCAGUUUCCAGUUGUGCACACCUACUCGCCAGUUUUACCUGUCCAUCCAAUCCCCAGUUGGGGAGCUGAUGGCUCCAGUGUUCAUGAGCGAAAACGAAUUCAAGAAGGAACAAGGAAAGCUAACAGGGAUGAGUGAAAUCACAGAGAAGCUGACUCUACCUGACUCCUGUCAGAAUGACCACGUGGUUGUGCAAAAGGUGACAGCGGCUGCUAACGUGAGCCGUGUGCCCUGCGGUUCGGAUAAAGAGUACAGGUUUGCUGCUAAAACAGUGAGUGGUGGGUGUCUCAUUUUGAUCACGCUGGAGAAGAGGCCAGACAACUCAGCCCAGCUAACCAUCAACAGUGAGAAGAUGUUGAUUGGUACCAUGUUGGUGAAAGACAUCAUCCACUCCUUGACCCAGGAGUGAUCAAGGUGGAAUUGGAGUCCAUCUCUCAUCUCCCAGAAACAUCAUCUUAGCCAAUGCUUCUGUUGGCUGAAGCCUACACUACCAUGUUUCUGUUGGUUGCGAUUGUAGUCCACGUGGAAAGCAAUGCUUGGAGAAGUGUGUGGGUCUGUGUGUGUGUGUGGGUCUGUGUGUGUUUAGAACACAGGGAAGAUUCCUGUGACUCCACUGCCUUUGUUAUGUAAAUCCUUUCUCUGUCCUCUCCAUUCUUCUGUUCUACAGCUCUAUUUAUUAUGAGCAGAGACGGUUCAAUAAAAUGGCUCCUUAGA